Prunus dulcis (almond) is the source of this 1826-nucleotide messenger RNA. RefSeq names its product methylmalonate-semialdehyde dehydrogenase [acylating], mitochondrial. Gene Ontology annotation, molecular function: malonate-semialdehyde dehydrogenase (acetylating, [NAD(P)+]) activity; methylmalonate-semialdehyde dehydrogenase (acylating, NAD+) activity. Gene Ontology annotation, biological process: thymine catabolic process; L-valine catabolic process. The coding region runs from base 112 to 1728 and encodes 538 amino acids. The transcript is spliced from 19 exons. The record is from RefSeq and is a predicted model, not a curated record. Gene Ontology annotation, cellular component: mitochondrion. Lineage: Eukaryota; Viridiplantae; Streptophyta; Magnoliopsida; Rosales; Rosaceae.
AGUUACUCAGCCAUCAAGGGUGGCUGUUUCUCGCCAACUGAUAAAAGCUUCCAAGUCAGUGACACUUUUCAUCAAAUUGAGCGAAACGAAAAAACAGGGAAAAAAGAAAAAAUGUUGCAGCUUUCAAUUCAAAGAGUGAGAAAUUUGAAGGCUUUGAGGCCUGCGAUCUUUGCUCUCAGAAGCUCUCACUUCUCCACAGCUGCCGAGCCGUCUUCCAAGCAGGGUAGCCCUCCGAGCGUUCCCAAUCUAAUUGGAGGUAGUUUUGUUAAAUCACAAUCAUCUGCGUCCAUUGAUGUUAUCAACCCUGCAACACAAGAAGUUGUUUCACAAGUUCCUUUGACCACAAAUGAAGAGUUUAAAGCUGCAGUGUCUGCAGCAAAGCAGGCUUUUCAAUCAUGGCGCCACACACCAGUUACGGCCCGUCAACGUGUCAUGUUUAAGCUCCAAGAGCUUAUUCGGAGAGACAUUGAUAAGCUUGCCUUGAAUAUUACCACUGAACAGGGAAAGACAUUGAAGGAUGCACAUGGAGAUGUGUUUCGUGGGCUAGAGGUGGUGGAGCAUGCUUGUGGUACGGCAACUCUGCAAAUGGGGGAGUAUGUUUCUAACGUAUCAAAUGGAAUUGACACAUACAGUGUUAGAGAGCCGCUUGGUGUUUGUGCUGGUAUUUGUCCCUUCAACUUUCCGGCAAUGAUUCCCUUAUGGAUGUUCCCACUUGCAGUUACUUGUGGGAAUACCUUUGUCUUAAAGCCAUCAGAAAAAGAUCCAGGGGCUUCUGUAAUUCUGGCAGAGUUAGCAAUGGAGGCUGGUCUGCCUGAUGGUGUCUUAAAUAUUGUUCAUGGAACCAAUGAUAUUGUCAAUGCAAUUUGUGAUGACGAGGAUAUAAAAGCUGUAUCAUUUGUGGGUUCUAAUACUGCUGGCAUGCACAUAUAUUCAAGAGCAUCAGCAAAAGGGAAACGUGUUCAGUCUAAUAUGGGGGCAAAAAACCAUGCAAUUGUCAUGCCUGAUGCAAGUGCUGAUGCUACUUUGAAUGCUUUAGUUGCUGCUGGCUUUGGUGCUGCAGGACAACGGUGCAUGGCACUCAGCACAGUUGUCUUUGUUGGAGGUUCAAAGUCAUGGGAGAACAAACUUGUGGAAGCUGCCAAAGCUCUGAAAGUAAGUGCUGGAACAGAACCUGAUGCUGACCUUGGUCCCGUAAUUAGCAAACAAGCAAAGGAACGGAUAUGCAAAUUAAUCCAGUCUGGUGUUGAAAGUGGUGCAAGGCUAUUGCUUGAUGGCAGAAAUAUAGCGGUUCCAGGAUAUGAGCAUGGAAAUUUCAUUGGCCCCACAAUCUUAUCAAAUGUUACAGCUGACAUGGAGUGCCACAAGGAAGAAAUUUUUGGUCCGGUUCUUCUUUGCUUGGAGGCUGACAGCUUAGAAGAGGCAAUAAGCUUUGUUAACAGAAACAAAUAUGGCAAUGGAGCUUCUAUUUUUACUACAUCUGGGGUAGCUGCAAGGAAAUUUCAGACUGAGAUAGAGGCUGGACAGGUUGGAAUCAACGUUCCUAUUCCAGUUCCCUUGCCAUUUUUCUCUUUUACCGGCAACAAGGCAUCUUUUGCAGGCGAUCUGAAUUUCUAUGGUAAGGCUGGUGUCAACUUUUUCACCCAGAUCAAAACAGUAACUCAGCAAUGGAAGAAUUUACCCGGCAGCGGUGUAGUUAAUCUCGCAAUGCCAACUUCUCAAAAGGCAUAGUUACCAUGAUUACAAACAUACAUGUCCCUUUCUGGAACUCAUCUGAACAAUACAAUAAAUCAAUGUCAAGGUCGUCUUCCAGUUAUAUUUUGUGCUUU